CCUAAACCCUACCAAGUGCGGCGGCUUUACUGCACUCCCAUCUUCCACGGCCUUUCAGCUCCAGAGAUGAUCAUCAAUGCUCUUCGACUCGGCAUUCCAUCGUAUUUCAUGAAACGCUAUGAUGAUGUCCUAUAUCCUCAAAAGAUCCAGGAGUUCAAUAUCACAGAGACUUUUGCUCCGCCACCAAUGAUGGUCAGGCUUAUAAACAACACAUCUGAAGCGCGGAAGCAGCUCCAGUCACUUCGCACGAUUUAUAGCGGUGGCGCGGCGCUGGUACCAGAGUUGAGAGCCAAAUUUCUUAAGCUUUUUGAUCAGACCAACCCUCCGCGAAUCACUCAAGUCUGGGGUAUGAUGGAGUGCGGCUGGAUGACAACUUUCAAGUAUCCAGAGAGCGAUGACACAUCCUCUAUUGGUCGCUUAUUGCCUGGUUGUGAGAUCAAGUUGAGCACAACUCGUGAGACAUUGCCAAGCGGCAAGGAGGUCGGCGAAAUAUAUGCCCACAGCCCCUAUGGCAUGUCGUGCUACUGGGGUAACGAGGAAGCGACCGAACGAGCGUUUGAAGAUAAAGAGCACUACUGGCUGAAAACGGGAGACAUUGGUUAUGUUGAAAAUAGGAAAGUGUACGUGGUGGACCGCGAGAAAGACAUAUUCAAAGUCAAUGGCUUCCAGGUAGCUCCUCCUGAGCUCGAGGAUGCAUUUAUGGCAUUGCCUGACGUGAGGGAUGCUGGAGUUAUCGGUUCCGGUUCCAAUCUGGAGUCUGGAGAGCAUCCUAUAGCGUUUAUUGUACGUGCUCAUCCGAAUGUUACCGCCGAGGAGCUGAAGCAGCAACUGUGUCACCGCCUUACCCGCUAUAAAGUCAAUUACUGCGAUAUUCGGUUUAUUGAUGCUAUUCCGAAGAGCGUGACCGGGAAGAUUCUAAAGAAUGAGUUGCGCAAGCUCGCUGCGUCAUGAGGUGGGACGACGCUAUCCUGAGUGAGCCGGGGGAAGAAGUCUGAUAGUAACGAAUGGUACUGGCCGGUUGAACUUUGCAGAAGGGAUUGGGGGCACAGAUAGUGACGAGACGCGUUUUAGAAAGUAUAAGUACAGCAACGCCGAACCUAGACAAGAGCAGAAACGAACAACGGCGAGUGUGGUGAAGUGCAGGGAUCUUUUAAGGAGCAAGGUACACUGACAGAUUUGUGAGCCAGUCAGAUAUGGAAGGCUUUGUACUCCUUAUUCAUCACCAAUUCACAUCUCUUUCCAAGGAGGUUUCUCGUUUCUCAUAGCACCGUCAUUCAUACAGAUUCAAAGGGCGUUUGAUAUCACGUGAUAUGAAUUAAGGUAGUAAGGCAUCAGUAAGGCAUAAAGGCCACACGCUCCAACGCAAACUUGUCACUACUGAUUUCC
Molecule: messenger RNA, 1386 nt
Organism: Aspergillus alliaceus
Lineage: Eukaryota; Fungi; Ascomycota; Eurotiomycetes; Eurotiales; Aspergillaceae
Exons: 3
Coding region: 67-951 (294 amino acids)
Biological process (GO): secondary metabolic process
Molecular function (GO): CoA-ligase activity
Source: RefSeq, a predicted model, not a curated record